AUGGAGUGUGCAUUACGUGUGGUGAUUAUUUUGGUGAUAUGCGGUUCAAUAUCAUCAGCUAAGAGCCUGUUAGGUGAUGUGCAGUAUCAAGAAAACCAAUUCGGUGGGAUUCCUUCGAAGAUUUUGGAAGCAAUGAAACGUUACCUGAUACGAAACACGAAUUCUGAUCACAAUUUACAUCCUUAUUGGAUCGAUCGAUUUAUUACGACUGCACGUUCGUCGCGUUUGGGGAGUGUACAUUUGCGCGGCGAGGACGAGGAUCGAGCUUAUUUAACGGUGCAACACGAAAACAGGGACUUGACAGGAAGAAAAUCUUUACAAGACGACAGAAUUACAAACGAAGAAGGCCGCAAGAUGAAACUCAAGAGGACCUUCAUCAAAAUGAUUCUGUGGCUGAAGAUGGUAACACUGGGACUGGUUCUUCCGGCGGUGGUCGCUCUGUCGAUGGUGCAGUCCUGGAAAGCUGUGACGAUCAGUCUGCUGGCCCUGGGGCUGGCGGCAAUCCUGGGGAUCAAGAACAUUGUUAAAGCUAUCAGCGGUGGGGACAGUCAUUAUGCACAGCCUCCUCAGAUUGUGCAUUCUACGUGGCCAACCCAUCAUCACAAUUUCGAUAGAACGUUCAAAAUGGAACCAGAGUCUCCAAUCAUAGUUGCACAUGCCGACCAUCAAGAUGUGUCGACCAAUCAACUGGCCUACCGAAGACAUCAGUCUGCAUAA
This is a messenger RNA of Cryptotermes secundus, 717 nucleotides long. RefSeq lists its product as uncharacterized. The coding region runs from base 1 to 717 and encodes 238 amino acids. The record is from RefSeq and is a predicted model, not a curated record. The transcript is spliced from 3 exons. Lineage: Eukaryota; Metazoa; Arthropoda; Insecta; Blattodea; Kalotermitidae.